AUGUUGCCGCCCACUGUGGUGGAGGAGAAUAAAGAGCAGCUGAUUAGUAUUUUGGAGCGCUAUGUGCAAGAUCAGAUCCCUGGUGCUAAAGUGAUAGUGGAAUCGAUCGGCCCUCGCGGCACGGAGAAGAAUGUGUUCUGCUUCUGUUUGUAUCUCUACCAAAGCAGAGCAGCUGCCCAGAUGACCAUUUUAUGCCUUAGAGGUUACUGGUUUCUGGACGGCAAGAUUCUGGACAUUAAUAAAGAGUUCCAGCCGUUCCUGGGCGAGGGCGGGCGGAUUCUGGAGAUCCGUUCUCCUGACAUUGCGGCGAGUGUGAAGAAGGCUGCGCAGGCGGUGGGCUACACAGAGGGGGCUCUGCUGGCGCUGGCCAUCAUCAUCGUUCUGUGCUGCAUCCCUGCUAUUCUCAUCGUCAUGGUGACAUACAAACAAUUCAAAGAGAGGCAGGCCGAGUGUGCCAAAACCGCCCGUAUCCAGAUGGCUCUUCCUGCCGGAAAAUCGACAGGAGGUGGCGCUCCGACCAAUCUCUAUGAGGAGCUGGGAGACGGCAGCAUCAGGCGUGGCUUUGGCAGAGAGCAGCAGCAGCAGCUGUUGAGACCCUCUCUGCUCCGGCCUGAGGCUCUCUCCAUGGAAUCCGGUAUCGACCCUGGACAAGAUUACUAUUCCCAAGACUACUAUAGCUACGAUCAAGGGUAUGAACCCUAUCCACCCUACGGCAGCCGCAGGAGGCUGAUUACACCUAUGUAUGAUGAGUAUGGAGAGGCCAUCAUGGAAGAUGAAGGAUAUUACUAUGGUGGACCAGAGGCUGGCAAAAGGAAGCGAAUCAAACUGCUGUUGGACCGAGAGCAUGACACGACUUCAACAGGAGAAGACAGUGGACCAGACGUCCAGCGCAAUCGCAUACCCAACAUCAGCAGCCACAGUAACAUCAACGGAUCGGUAUACCUUGCCCAAAAUGGUACCAUCAUCCGAACACGGAGGCCCCCUUACCCCAACAACUUAAAACUGGGCUCACCAACACGAUUAGGUAAACAGUUUAAAAAACUGGACAAGCUAGGUGUCACACAUGAAGAGCAUUUACCUUUAAAUGGAACAGAAGACAAUGGGCCUACUAUCAGCACCACCACUGCCCAUUCCUAUGUUACUGAUCACAACCUUAACUCCAAAGAGUGCAGUGUAAUUGGACCUAACAGCAUAGGGCCCAAAUCCAACAUCUAUAAAGCCUGUUCGGAGCAGGAUAAGGGGUGCUGUGAGCAGGAGUCCUCAGUGGACAAUGGGGAAAUUAAAGAGUUGGUAGACUCUCAAUGUGAGCAAACACUGUCUGAUGAAGAAGAGCUCUGGAUGGGUCCCUGGAACAACUUACACAUACCAAUGACAAAACUCUGAUUUCUAGUUUUGCUAAUGCUGAUGGUACUGUUUCUAUUUAGUUUCCUUUCUAGUCUUUUCUAUCUUCUAUUUGGGUUCUAUAAAGAGUUUAUCUGGAUUCUGUUGUACACACAUCAGACACCGACUAAGAAAUGUGAUUCUCUUAUAAAGAAUUCAUGCAGAUGACUAUAUUUCACUUCUUAUUGUAGUGUCAGAUUAAUUGUUGUGGAAGACAGGGCUAUUCUGUACGAAUUUCUUUGCCUCAAGUCAGCCGUUUCCAAGAUGUAUAAAACUGUAUAAUUAAAGAUAUUAGUUAUCAUAUAUGAUUUCACAAACAGACAAUACAAAAACAAAAAUGUAGCCGAAUCAAACCGUUUAGAAAGUGUGUCCAUUACAGCUUUGACUGAAGAGUAUUUUUUAAUAAAUGAAUCAACCAACGGUUGUUCAAAAACUCCCUAAAAAUCAGUAUAACCAGUGAAGGCUGCUACACUCAGUUAUUCCUCACGUUUUUAAUGGAUGUAUUUUUUACAUUGAGAAUAUAUAUGGUUGUAAUGGCCCGAAUAUUUUGAAAAGAUUAUUUACAUAGA
This is a messenger RNA of Carassius auratus (goldfish), 1949 nucleotides long. RefSeq lists its product as uncharacterized. The transcript is spliced from 11 exons. NCBI's taxonomy places the organism in Eukaryota, Metazoa, Chordata, Actinopteri, Cypriniformes, Cyprinidae. The coding region runs from base 1 to 1383 and encodes 460 amino acids. The record is from RefSeq and is a predicted model, not a curated record.